CGCUCUCUUUGUGCACAAUUGAGUAGAGGCGGUAAUAUGUUUCUUUUGGAUGGCUAUUGUGGGACUUGCCUGUAUCACUCAGACAAUUGUAGAAAUGAUCAUUUAAUUAUUUUUUAGCGAUAAAAACAUUCCCUUUCGUGAACAAUAUCGUCUUGUGAGGAGUAUCUCAAUCUAGGUUUUCACAAAACUACGUUAUAUAAGGUAGUUUUGUAAAAGGCAUGUAUUGCUUCGACACAAGUCUUCAGUACGCGCACAGAUUAUCAAACUGGUUUCAGUUUUUCAACUCGCGAAAUCGUUGUAUACAGCAAACUCAGUUUACUGAGAUUUUAUUUUAUAAUCCGUAUAGUUACAUUGGUUUAUGUACUUCGGAGUUACGGGAAGACUUUCGUUCGCUCUGAGAUGAGACUAACGAAAAUACUCAUCGGUCUAUAUGUGGGCUCGUAAUCAAUUGCAUUUGCAUCCCGUUCGCAAAGCAUUAAUACGGUUUGGUGUAGAGUGUGCAGUGGGAUUAUGGAACGGUCUAAUUGACAUACAUGUAUGCUACUCUUUUUGUUCGAGUACAUAUCGACUCACAAAAUGAUAAAACUUCAUAAGUGUUUAACUUGAUUGAUGUUUAACAUAUUUGAAAGUAAUGAAGAUAAUACAACUGAAGAUGGAAGGCUAUUGUAUAACUUUUUCAGCCUACUUUAUAUUUUUGGAGGAGCGGUUCCUUAUAUUCCACAAUAUUUAAAAAUUCGCAAAACACAAUCUAUUAAAGGUUUUUCCUCAUUUGUUUGUUUUAUACUUUUAAUAUCGAAUGUUCUAAGAAUAUUGUUUUGGUUUGUACAGCCAUUUUCAACCGCCUUACUUUUUCAAAGUUUCAUUAUGAUUGCUACUAUGCUUAUUCUACUGAGAGCUAUUACUCAGUUGUCUAGCAUAAAGCGUUCUCCGUCUAUGCCAUGUACAAUCAGUAUUAGGAAAGUAGAGACAGAGACUUGGAAUAUCAAUCAGUUCCAAGAUAUCUGGCUUCGUAAUUUUUGGAAAUGGACACAUUUCUCUAACUAUUUAUUAUUCCUAUGUUUAUUUACACUGAUUUCCGGUCUGUGCACUUACUUAUUGUCAUCGAGUCAAAUUUAUAUUCAAUUAUUGGGCUUUACUGCCUUGUUCAUCGAAUCUAUGUUGGGUUUACCACAAUUUACGAAGAAUUAUUAUAAUAAAUCGAUUGUUGGAAUGAGUAUCUCAAUGGUGUUAAUGUGGACUUCAGGUGAUAUAUUCAAAACAAUUUACUUUAUAUUAGAAAAUGCCCCAUUACAGUUUCUAAUGUGUGGUUUACUACAGAUUGGAUUAGAUUUAGCCAUUCUUCUACAAUGUUUAUUUUAUAGAGGUGAAGGGUUUACGUGAUAUGAAUGUUACAAUUGAUUAAGUCAAUAUGGACAGCGAAGACAGUGGUGUCAGUUUGUAUGUGAUUGUGGAUAGUAAAGUUACUUUUCUUGUUUAUCUGAAAUUUUUAUCAUUUUGUACUUCGGUUGUAGAGAGAUCUUUUCUAUUCCCAUCAAUUUCACGUACUAAUUCUCUUUUUAUUUUGAGAUCUCAUCUAGGUGACAUUGUAUAUUUGUCUAAUUUUUGUGGUUGUUCACUUUUGUAUUUUCUCUGCAAUUCUUAUGUAUUUCAGCUUAAAGUAAACUUGGAGCGAUUACUAUAACCCUCUGAUUAUGUCAUUUUUGUCAGAUUGUUCGGUCUACUAUAUGUGAUAAUGAAGAGUUUAUAAACAGUUAAUAAAUUUAUCACUUUAGGAUCGACAUCCUUCUGUUUCACUGAUUCACUUAGCUCUUCUGUAGUAUACACAUUGAACAGCUGUUUAUUGACAAAGAUCAUUCAUUAAAGUCGACAACUGAUGAGUGUUUCUGAUUAAAUGAAAUCCAUA
Messenger RNA from Schistosoma guineensis, 1903 nucleotides. NCBI's taxonomy places the organism in Eukaryota, Metazoa, Platyhelminthes, Trematoda, Strigeidida, Schistosomatidae. The record is from the annotation of a GenBank genome assembly.